AUGAUGGGUAACGAGAGUUCACAGUUAAGUGGCCUAGAAAUUGAAGAGAAGGCUAUAGAGGUAACCGAUUUUUGGUGCCACUAUCAGGCCACAAUUAAUGAUAGCUGCAGAUAUUUCAGCCUGAAAGGCGAUGGAUCAGUUUCAGUUUUCAAGGGAGAGGCAGCAGUUGGUCCUCUGUGGUCGAUAUCAACACCACUGGAAAAAUUUUCAAACAAUCUUCUAAAGUACCGUCAUCCGUGCAUUGUUCGGUAUAUCUCGGCUUGGCAACAGCGUUCUACUCUGCACUUAGCUACAGAGUAUGUGCAGCCAUUGUCACAUAUCCUUCCAUCCUUAACACCUCUCCAAAUAUGCAUAGGACUCAACAAUAUCUUGAGAGCUUUGGUGUUUAUUCAUGAACAAGCUGGUAUGUCUCACAACAAUGUUAGUGUGUCAGCAAUAUAUGUUACUGGAGAUGGUCAAUGGAAGCUGGGAGGACUGCAGUACCUGUGCCCCUUUUCUGAACUAACAGCAGCUUAUUUGAGACAUGCAAGGAUUCACAGGUAUGACAAAGCAGUUGAUCCCAAUGAAGAUUCAUAUGAGAUUACUACUAAAGUGGACCAAUAUGCAUUUGCAGUAUUAGUGGAUGAUGUUUUUAAAGAAUGCAAAGAUGAUGAAGUGCCACAUUUAAAGGAAUUCAAGAAAUACUGUAGAGAUUGCUUACAACAUCAAAAUCCUGCCAAAAGACCCAAUUUAUCAGAACUGUUACAACAUAACUUUUUCAAUCAUGAAUUUAUUUCUAUAUAUAAAUUUCUCAAUUUCCUUCCUCUGAAAUCAGAAGAAGAAAGGUGCCAGUUUUUUACAAAUAUUUUAGACAAUCUAAAAUGUUAUGAUGAAGAAACUGUUGCCAAGCAACUAGGAGGACUUUUACUAUCUAGACUCACAAUGUUGGACCAAACUGCCAGAAAAGAUGUCAUUCCUUUUAUUCUUAAACCUAAAAAUGAUCGCAUUACUAAUGGUGAAGUGCCAGGUUUUUUUAGUCUCAGUGUAUUCAAAGAACACAUUAAGCCCAGACUAAUGCAGUUAUUUGGAGUGAGAGAUAGUCAAAUAAGGAUGUUACUUUUGAGACAUUUUUCAAAGUUUGUGCAUGUUUUCUCACAUGAAGAACUGUCUCAACAUAUCCUUCCUGAGUUACUCUUGGGGAUAAAGGACACUGACGACAAUUUAGUAUCAGCAACAUUAAUAUGUUUAAGUGAGUUGGUACCAAUAUUAGGAGCUGACACUGUCAUAGGGGGGAAAAGAUCAAAAUUUUUCACAGAUGGAAGACCUAAUUCAAAACCAAAAUCUUUACUACCUGGUGCCAGUCCGCUAACUGAAAAUAGUAUUUAUCUAACUAAAUCUUUGCGAGAUCUACCUUGUUCCGAGGAGAUAUAUGAAAGCGAUGAAAGAAAUGAAUUAAUUUCAUUUGAUAAGACUUUAACAUUAAAUGAAAGACCUUCACCUGUUGGUGGGGAAUCUUUACAUGAUGAAAUUAUAUCAACAGAAUUACACACAAAACAGAGAGCAGAUAGUGAAGAUGACUGGAGUGACUGGGAUAAUCGUCAAUUGACAACAAAACCAGACUCUCCAAUUUUCGAAGAAGAAAAUAAAAAUGGAAAACUAGUCAACAUCGAAACUGUGGAUGAAAAAAAUUCUUCAAACACAAAUGUAAAUUCAAAAAAUGUAUCUGAAUCAAGAACAACAUUACUGCAAAAAGCUGCAAUGCAAGCAAAAAAGAAUAUCGUAGAUAUUUCUGAAUUGGACAUAAAAAAUCAGAAAUUUGAUUAUUCGAAAAAAGGUUCCGAUGAGUUCGACUUCUUUGCUGAUAUGGCACCAGUAAUUGAAAAGCCAGCUGUUGUAAAUAUUGCUCAAAAUUCUGAAACGUAAGCAGCAAAUUAAACUUUGUUCCAGAUGAAAAUAUAGAUGAGAAUGAAGGCUGGGGCGAGAGUUGGAAUGAUUAG
This is a messenger RNA of Spodoptera littoralis (African cotton leafworm), 1976 nucleotides long. The record is from the annotation of a GenBank genome assembly. Lineage: Eukaryota; Metazoa; Arthropoda; Insecta; Lepidoptera; Noctuidae.